This is a messenger RNA of Polyodon spathula (Mississippi paddlefish), 2771 nucleotides long. RefSeq lists its product as uncharacterized. Lineage: Eukaryota; Metazoa; Chordata; Actinopteri; Acipenseriformes; Polyodontidae. The record is from RefSeq and is a predicted model, not a curated record. Gene Ontology annotation, molecular function: pseudouridylate synthase activity; kinase activity. The transcript has 20 exons. The coding region runs from base 112 to 2181 and encodes 689 amino acids.
AGCGGGGUAAAUGCCCCUCGGAGUCCAGCCCUGUGUGGUUCUACUGCAAACAUUGCAUGUGGCUAAAGUUCAUUCCUCUCGAGACGCGUCCAGAGCAGGUCUUACUGAAGAAUGCUGGGAAAAGUGUCACUCCUCCUUCAAAGACUUGGACCUCCAGCAUCCCACAAUGCAUUUCUAACACAGCGUUUUCUGCAUGGCAGCCUCUUCAGGAUUCACCCCUCAGUCUCGGAGGCCCUUGCCAGUCAGGAGCCUGUGGUUGCUUUAGAAAGCACCAUCAUCACACAUGGUAUGCCGUACCCUCACAACCUCAGGACUGCUGAGGAGGUUGAGGGCAUCGUGAGGGCCAGUGGAGCCACGCCAGCGACUGUGGGGGUCCUGGGGGGGCGGGUGCAUGUGGGCCUGUCCAAGGAGGAGCUGUGCUUCCUGGCCCGCAGCGAGGCCCCCCUCAAAGUGUCUCGCAGGGACCUGCCCUAUGUGCUGAGCAAGGGUCUCUCUGGCGGCACCACGGUCUCUGCCACGAUGAUGGCAGCACAUCGAGCCAGGAUCCCUGUGUUUGUCACAGGAGGGGUGGGAGGAGUCCAUCGAGGAGGAGAGAGCACGAUGGAUGUCAGUGCACGACUGGAGCCUGCCCGACGGCCGAUGGAGAUGAGGGACGCACUGGAGUAUCUGGAAACUCAGGGUGUUUGUGUUGCCACGUUUGGCAGCUCCCAGGAUUUCCCAGCAUUUUUUGCACCCCGGAGUGGCUUUGUUUCACCGUACAACGUGAGGGACGAGCGAGAGGCUGCCGCACUGAUUGCCAGUGCUCUGGCUCUAGGGCUGGGCAGCGGGGUGCUGAUCGCAGUGCCAAUCCCAGAAGAGCAGGCUGCUGUGGGACAGGAGAUUGAAGAGGCCGUCCAGAGAGCCCUGACAGAGAGCAGAGAGAAAGGGAUUACAGGAAGAGAAGUCACUCCGUUUGUUCUGAGGAGGGUCAGUGAGCUGACCCAGGGGAAGUCUCUGGAAGCCAACAUGGCGUUGAUUCGUAACAAUGCAGCGGUGGGCAGUGGGAUAGCCCGGGCCCUGGCCACACUGCGACAGGAGGAACAGAACCCCAGCACAAGGAGGAGGAGACAGGCAGCCCAGGCCAGUGCAGUGGUGAUUGGAGGGAUCAAUGUGGACUUCAUAGCGAAGGUCAAAGAGGAAAAGCUGGUGAUGGGACAGACGAAUCCAGGAAGUGUCGGUCAGUCGUUUGGGGGAGUGGGUAGAAACCUGGCAGACUGUUUAACUCGUCUUGCGGUGCAGCCUCUCUUUAUCUCUGCUCUCGGAGUCGAUGUGCUCUCAGAGUCUGUGCUCAGUCACUGCACACACAUGAACACAAGUGGGGUUGCUAGGCUGCAGGACCACAGCACUGCGACUUACUGCGCUGUCAUCACAGAGAAAGGAGAGCUGGGUGUGGGGGUGGGAGAUAUGGACAUCCACCAGCGAAUCACAGAGCAGUAUGUCUCCAGGUUUGAAGAGCGCUUGACGACGGCCUCGCUGGUGUGUCUGGACGGCAACAUCCCAGUUUCAACCAUAGACUACGUGUGUGGGAUUGCUAGCAAGCACCGGGUCCCAGUGUGGUUUGAGCCGACCAAUGUGGACAAGGCCUGCAAGCCGUUCCUGUCUGGCAGCUGGAAGGCUCUUUCUUUCUUCUCUCCCAACCUGGCGGAGCUGCGUGCGGUGAACCAGGCCCUGGGGCUCCCUGUCCCCGCAGCUGUGCCGUCCUCGCUGGAUGAUGUCCUGGGCAGCGCGCUGGCUCUCUCUCGUCCCCUGCUGGAGCACCUGCGAUGUGUGGUAGUGACGCUCGGGCCCCACGGAGUCCUGCUUUGUGGAGAUGCUGAGGGGGGGGCAGUGAGCCUGCAGAGAGUGGACUACAAACGCCAGCCGGGGGGGAGGCUGUGUGGAAUUCACUACCCAGCGAUCCCCAUCUCCGCAGGAGACGUUGUGAAUGUCUCGGGGGCCGGAGACAGCCUGGCGGCUGGACUGAUGGCGGGGAUGCUCCAGGGCCAAGACUGGGACACCUGUGUGAAGAUGGGGCUCCUGGCCGCCGACAUGUCUCUUAGGUCACAUGACGCUGUCUCUCCCGCGCUCAGCAGCACCACCGUCAGCCUGGAGCAGGUCAGAGCACGACGCUGGCCCCCAGUCACUUGGCAGUGGUCAGACUGAACCAGCACCGCAGCAGCAAGCUUGCCAAAGCUCACUUCUCAGCUGCAUGUUUCCUUCAGUGAAGACUAUAUUGUUACUGUGAGAAAUGGACCCCUGUAGAGAGCAGACUUGUACAUCGCUGUACUUUUAUAGAAAUGAGCCAACAGUAAAGAUAAUUAGCAGAAAUUGAGGAGAGGAGUCUUUUUCAAUGUUGUUUAGUAACAAUUCAGAUAGAAGCUAAAAAGUGAGCAUUUUAGAUCACAUACCCAAGCUGGUGAUAAAUGACAAAUUGCGCUAAUUUAACUAAUUGGUGUUGAUUGAAUAAUCUAUAAUUAAGAAACUAAUGUCUAGUCUGCCUAGUAUGAAGUGCAAAAUCAAUGAAUUUUUAUUUCAUGCAAAAUUACUUGUAAACUUUUUUUUCAUCUGGUCAUGUUCAUUAAAGCAAUGGAUUUCACUGAAUCAGCUUCCUGCCUCCUGAAGUCACAGUGGAUUGUAAAGGGGGGGGGGGGACUCCAUACACUGAUUUGAACAAAUGGAGGUUCAAUGUAAUACACUAUUUUAAAUGCUAACAUGAAGUAACUAGUAAACAGAAACCACACCUGCCCUUGAUU